AUGGCCGGCGAGGAGAAGGACAUCCCCAGGGUGCUCCUCAACGGGCGCCGCGUCACCGAGGCAGUGCCGAUCCAACACCAGGAUCGGCUCAUCCUCGGCCACGCCGGGGCCUUUCGCGUAGCCGUGCCCCUCACGGCAUCUGAGCUGCGGGCAGCGGACUCCACCGCAGUGAAGGAGGGAGGUACACAUGCUGACAGCCAAGCAGAACUUGACCAGGCCGUGGCCGAGAUCGAGGACUCGUCGAGCCAAAGUUUCCAGCAUUUGCGGAAGUUCGUCGAGGACCUCGAGAAGUGCGCUGGCACGGACUGCGCGCGGACCUUUGUUCGCGAGCUCCACCGUGCGGUUCCCCUGGUUGAUGAGGCCAACCAGAUCACUCGCGAAGUGGGUGUUGACAGCUACUUUGAGCUCCAGGUGCUCACGGACCUCUGGGACGCCGAGACCAACCUUCCGGAGCUGGUGGUGGCGGUACUGAACAACGCGGGCCUCAGGCGGACGCCAACUCCACCCUCCAUCGCACAGGGCCCCUCCGAGUCCAACGGCUUGAAGGGCCUCUGGCAACCGAAGCGGCGAGGCCGCGGCGACCUCAAGUUCGUGUGGACGUUCGGGAAGUUUCUGAGCAGGUUGCAGUCGAUGCGCGACCUCUACGAGGAGUCGGGAGGCCGGGCCAUACUCCGGCAGAUCGAGAACGAGCCGUUCUCCAACCCCUGGCGCGAGUUUGAAGAGCAGGAGGUGCGGAUGCUCAUGCUAGCGCUGAAGCCGACGAACCUCGGGGAGGCCCGCAGUACCAUCCCGGCCUCUCCGGCGACCGAGGCGCGGCUGAUGCUCCACGGCCUCAAGUCCGGGAACUUCGGCAUCGCCUCGCACAGCGCCGCCUCCCUGGCGCUGGUUGGCUCGGGGGGCAACGCCCCCUCGCCAAUGAAGCGUGCUCGGGAAGUCGAAGCUCUGGACGCCAAGUCCGACGAGCUUCUGGCUAAGAGCCAGUUCCUGUUGGACGAUGCCAGUGCACUCCUGCAAGAUCCGCCGCGAUUCGUGGGCCACGCCAAGAGCAACCGGUCCACCAUUCUUGAAGGACUUGACCCAGAGGAGCAGCACCGUUUGGAGGAACUUGAGCAUCAGGUCGAGGAGGGCAUGAAGAAGUUUCAGCUGUACAUGGGGCGACGGCACAAUCCUUCUGGCGCGUCAAGUUGGCUCGGUGGUGCAACCACGGGCUCCGCCUCCCCGACGCCGAAAGCGGCGUGCAUGUCCGCCAAGAUGUCCGAGGUCGCGAGGCCGGGACCUGCGACAAGCGACUCCACAGGAAGGCCCCGAGAGGCCCAAGGCUCCGCGAGCUCGAGCUUUUCGGAGGGGCUGUCCUGGGGCAUCGAGGAAGCGCUCGCAGACAACGCAGGGGCUCCGCCCACCAUCGAGGAUGCGCGAUCCUUGAAGGAGGCCCUCCAUGCUGAGAACUCCCUUCUCGAGCGCGAGGUUGAACGCCAGCGUGCGGAAAUCGAGGAGUUGAAGUCUCGACCACGGGCGCCGCAGACUCCACUGCUGCAGACUCCGGUGAUGGAGCCGCGCACCAUGGAGGAGCCCCGUACGCUGUCGGAGCCACGCACCGUGCACCGAGUAGUUCCACCAGCCGCUCUGCUCGCAGCGCCCCGGCUUUCUACACCCGGGGCUGGGCCAGCCUCAGCCACGCUCUCUGCCCCAACGCCGCCCAGGAGUGGCCCUGUGGCAACUGGCUGCAUUUCUCCCCGCUUUACACCCAUCUCGACGACGGUGUCUCGAACACCGGCCACACCCCAGGCAGCGGCCCGAAGCAUAUGA
This is a messenger RNA of Symbiodinium natans, 1806 nucleotides long. NCBI's taxonomy places the organism in Eukaryota, Dinophyceae, Suessiales, Symbiodiniaceae. The record is from the annotation of a GenBank genome assembly.